Trypanosoma conorhini is the source of this 2166-nucleotide messenger RNA. Its product is annotated as putative WD40 repeat protein. Lineage: Eukaryota; Euglenozoa; Kinetoplastea; Trypanosomatida; Trypanosomatidae. The record is from RefSeq and is a predicted model, not a curated record. The transcript has a single exon. The coding region runs from base 1 to 2166 and encodes 721 amino acids.
AUGGCAAUCUUCCCAUUGCACGCAGUGGGGCCACAUAUUCUUAUGGCUGUACAUGUCGAUGGCACAGUGGCGUUAUGGCACACCCUACGGCGGCUUUUGAUGGAAACUGCUAGCGUGCGAAAGGCCUUUCCAACAGGAAGAGGAGAGAUGAGCUUAGCAAGCACGGCGAUUGAUAACACAAACCGGCGUUUUGUGUUUGCCGACGAUCGCGGUAAUAUUCACGUUUGCAGCCUUCAGUUAGAGGCGGUGCAUGAUAAGGACUCCCUGCGACCGGCGCGUGUUCCUCAGUCACAAAGCCGCACAGGGAGACCGAUGGCAGACUGGCCUGGUACUCCCUUCAGCAGCCCCGUCUUUGCCGGUAGCUCCUUGAGGGCGGAGGCCCAAAAGGAAGCGAAAGUCGCUGAACAAACCAAUAAGAAGCAGCAACCAGACGGGGCGGAGCAGGAGGUGGAUGAGGAGAAAACUCCUUAUAUAUUUAAAAGAUUCUGUCAAGAUCACGUGUUUCAUUGCGGCUUUUCCUCUGUGUCAGGGGUUUGCAUUGUCGAUGCAAAAACAAUGCGCGCUUCCGGAGCAGUCGCAGCAACAUCUACAAGCGCAGUUUCGGCUUCACCCAAGUCCAACGGAGAGGCGGGGAGGCAGGCACGUGCGUCCUGGACGGAAGGGGUAGCAGGAUCCCCUCUUACUGAAAGGUGUGGUGAAACGUUGGCUGUCAAUCUGUCCGAAACCCCCAAAUCACCCUUAGGCUCGGAAGACGUGAUUGUGGUGUCAUCUGGCUCCGACAACUUUACACGAGUGUUUACCCUUGACGGGAUGUCUAUUGGGGAAUGUGGCAUGAACACCUGGGUGCUGGGCAAAGAGUCAACGUAUGAGUUCCUUGGCGUAAAACCGACAAAGCGACUUCCGGCACACAACAGUUGCGUAGAAUCAGUUGACUUUCUUCAGGGAACGCCGUCAGAGGAAAAGACUUCUCUAGUGGGCCCUCGAGGGGCGCGUUUGAUACGUACUACGUUAAGAGCAGGCAAACCUCAUGGAGAAUUGCUCUCAACGAGUGAUUUUUCCGUGUGCCGCUCCAUGGCAGACACGCAGGAGCCCGGCGCCUUCUCCACUACGCAAAAUGCUACUGCUACUGCGCCACCGGAGGUCAAUCAAGUGGAAUUCCUUACGAUGCAGCCGCUGGGUGCAGAGUUGCGGGAGUGGGCGGAAGUGAGACAGCCACCAGCACAAUCCCAGGAAUGCCCGAGACCGCGAUUUCUUCCACAGGCAAAGGCAGCCUUACCUGAUGAAGCCGUCACGCUCUCCACACACAUUCGCUCACGACGCUUGAGAGAGGGAUAUCUUUAUGGCCUCGUCAAGAAUGAAUUUAUUCCUAAAUUGCGUGGAUUGCCUUCGAGCGACACUGAGGAGGAUUCAUCAGUGUCUAGGGCUCAGCCCGGUACGGCAAAGAGCCCCAAAUUCGGUGUACGGGUUGAGCAAUCGAGUGAAUCGUCGUUAGCUGUUUCUGGUGUCUGUAGCCCCAAUAGUGAGAAUGCUAACAACAAGCGUACGAGUUCCGUGAAUGCUGUGGCGGUUGACAGUAAUUUGCCAGAAGAGGUGUCGACGUCUCUGGCGUCACGAAGUCACGCCCCACCUGUUUUCGUUCCAGGAGGAACUUCCUCGCAUCCCGGUCGAGCAGCAAAGACGCAGGCGGGAACAGUCGCAUGGAAGUGGGAAUCACAUGCAACAAACGACAAGGAGGCGUUACAGCCUCGUGCCUCAUCCGCCGCUCGACAGAGUGUUGCAUUCACCAACACGACACCCUCUCUGGAGGAGGAGUGUCGGCGACAGGACCUUAUUCAGGAGCACCUGGAGGCCCAAAGACGCAUGCUGCUCUCACUUGGACGCGCCGACCCCGUCCUUGAAGCUUUGGUGCCCCGCAGCAGCCCAGUGCACAGCAGUGGUGCCUUCUCCGAAGCCGGGAAAAUGGGGACUGGCACCCAGCUCUCAGCAACGCGGCGGACUAAUACCGUUGACAUGAUGGAGACGAGGGACCGAAUUGCACGGAUCACGUCACGGUUGCGGUUGUCUCCUAUAGCGCCAAUACCACCUCCGUCAGGAAUUGGCCCGCGCGAAGAUGCCUCCUCAUUGAGGGAUGGAAAGAAGGACACACACCGUACUACUCGCCUUUGA